Molecule: messenger RNA, 2387 nt
Organism: Otolemur garnettii (small-eared galago)
Lineage: Eukaryota; Metazoa; Chordata; Mammalia; Primates; Galagidae
Gene: OSER1
Product: oxidative stress responsive serine rich 1
Exons: 4
Coding region: 951-1829 (292 amino acids)
Biological process (GO): cellular response to hydrogen peroxide
Source: RefSeq, a predicted model, not a curated record
UUGCUCCCGCCUGGUCCCGCUCCUCCGCGGUCUCCCGCCCAGCCGUAGCUUCCCCUUUUGCCUUCCUCGGCCGCCCUUUGCCCCUUCCCGCCCUUUCCCGCCCGCUUGUGUGCCCGGUUCUCGUUGGCCCCUUUCUUUUCGGCCUCUAUCCUUUCUCCUCCUGCAUCCCUUGUGCCUUGGCCCUGCUCCAGCCGCUAUUUCUGGUCGGGAGACCCUCUGGAGGGGGCAGCUUCUCAGCUCGAGACCCCGGACGGGUAGACCCCCUGGACAACUCUCCACUCAGCGUUGUCCCUUCUCUCCCUGUUCCCCAAGUUUGCCCCUGACCCUGUUUAACCGCGACAGAGCAAGAGUCUGGGUGAAAAGGAUUAACGUAGUGUUUGGGCUGUGGCACUGCGAGUGUAAGGGAUGAGUGGGUGUGCAGAGAGAGGCGUGAAUGUGUUUUUUGUCCUAGGGGCCGAUUGUUUCAAUUCGGUCUUGUUUAUCUCUUGUGGAGUUGCUGGGCACGGUUUUCUACCACAGACUUCACACUCCCUACUGGUCUGGGAAAUUUUUGAAAUCUUUUAACACUGUUUUGAAUCGCUUACGCGCGGAUCCCUUAUUUAUGAUUCUCAGGUCUUUUCGGGGUCCUGGAAAUGUUAGGGCUAGGCUUGGGGUUCAAGGAGGUCUUGGUUGAAAUGGCAAGAUGUAAAUUAGAUUGUGACACAUAGUCGUCGACAGAGAAAACCAGGAAUUUGCCCUUUUGAUGGAGGAACUUUAGAAGAACUUGACCAUUUUUGAAAGAUUGGGGAAAAUCCGAGACAAAGUUACAUUGCCUCGUGUGAUUUGAUUUAAUACAAAUAACUUCUAAUAGUUCUUUAAAAGUUCCAUCUCUUUGGCGAUUAUUCAACUUGAAGUCACUGCAGUGAAAACGUAUUAACGGGAACAUCCAUAGUAGUGUAAAAACUUUCACAAUGAAAUCUGAAGCCAAGGAUGGAGAGGAGGAGAGUCUACAAACUGCUUUCAAGAAAUUAAGAGUGGAUGCAUCAGGGUCCAUAGCAUCUCUUUCUGUUGGAGAGGGCACAAGUGUCAGAGCAUCCGUCAGAACAGCAGCAGAUGAUACCAAACCUAAAACCACAUGUGCAUCUAAAGAUAGUUGGCAUGGGUCUACAAGGAAGUCUUCACGAGGAGCAGUGAGAACUCAGCGUCGUCGACGUUCUAAGUCUCCGGUCCUUCAUCCUCCAAAGUUUAUACAUUGCAGUACAAUAGCAUCAUCUUCCAGCAGCCAACUCAGACACAGAAGCCAGACUGACUCCCCUGAUGGCAGCAGUGGGCUAGGAAUUUCAACUCCUAAAGAGUUCAGUGCAGGAGAAAGCUCAACUUCUCUUGAUGCUAAUCAUACGGGGCCAGUCAUUGAGCCUUUGAGAACUUCGGUUCCAAGGCUUCCAUCAGAGAGUAAGAAAGAAGACUCCUCUGAUGCUACCCAAGUCUCCCAAGCAAGUCUCAAAGCCAGUGAUCUCUCUGACUUUCGAUCUGUUUCCAAGCUAAACCAGGGCAAGCCAUGUGCAUGCAUAGGCAAGGAAUGCCAGUGUAAGAGAUGGCACGAUAUGGAGGUCUAUUCCUUUUCAGGCCUGCAGAAUGUCCCUCCUUUGGCUCCAGAACGAAGAUCAACCCUUGAGGACUACUCUCAGUCACUGCACACCCGAACUCUGUCUGGCUCUCCCCGCUCCUGUUCUGAGCAAGCUCGAGUCUAUGUGGAUGAUGUGACCAUUGAGGACCUAUCAGGCUACAUGGAGUAUUACUUGUAUAUUCCCAAGAAAAUGUCUCACAUGGCAGAAAUGAUGUACACCUGAUAGCAGGAAGCUAAUCCAUUUGCUUUAAACCAAUGAAGGGUUAUCAAAGAGAUUUAGUUAAUGGCAGACCUUGCAGCCACUUUGUGUGAGAAGACAUCUUUUUCUGCUCACUGUGCUUGCAAUAAAAACUUUUCUUGGCAUCUCAGUUAAUCUUACCUUCAUUCUUUAAACUUGCUCUCUGAGUUCUUACAUACCCAUCAAGGCAAGCAGAUCAAAGAAAAUCCCUCUCAUUUAGAAAUGUCCCUGGGGGAUGAAGAAACCAUAAUUACUCGAGACUGGCAGCAGGGGGUAUGUGGUUAAAAGCCUUUGUAAAACUGCAUUUUUCAGAUCUGUUUAAGAUUUGGUAGCCAAGGAAACUCAGAUGUGGUUUUGUAACUGUACCUACCGAACAUUUGUUGUGCUGUAGUUGCCAGCCCUUAAUAUUAGAAGUUACAAGACUGUUUUAAACCAUCUCUGAUUUAACACAAGAUUUAUUGUAUCUAUAAAAGUUUUUAAUGUUAUUGUUAAGCCAGAGGUCUAAAAUUUAGAUUCAAUUUGAAUAAACUAGCUGGCCUGCCC